Phyllostomus discolor (pale spear-nosed bat) is the source of this 1370-nucleotide messenger RNA. It is a transcript of the gene DBNDD1, whose product is annotated as dysbindin domain containing 1. The transcript is spliced from 4 exons. Bases 166 to 663 code for a protein of 165 amino acids. Lineage: Eukaryota; Metazoa; Chordata; Mammalia; Chiroptera; Phyllostomidae. The record is from RefSeq and is a predicted model, not a curated record. Gene Ontology annotation, biological process: negative regulation of protein kinase activity. Gene Ontology annotation, cellular component: cytoplasm.
GUGGCCCGGCCCGGAGCAGCUGCGCGCCCCGCCCCACGAGCUCCUCCCCGCCGCCGCGGCCCCCCGGCUGCUGCCCGAUGCGCUGCGCCGGGAGCCGGGAGCCGGGAGCCUGGCCGCGUCGCCGCCGCUGCAAGGCCGCCUGGGCCGGGUGACGCCACCGGCUGCAUGGAGCCCCCGGAGGGCGCCAGCCCGGGAGAAAUAGUUAAGGAGGUAGAGGUGCCACGGGCUGCCCUGGAUACCCCAGCCCCCGGGACAGGGGACAGCUGCCACUUGCCUGUGGCCCAGGAGGAGGAGGAGGAGGUGGGAAUCCCAAUUCCGGCACCAGGGCUCCUGCAGGUCACGGAAAGGAGGCAGCCCCUCAGCAGCGUGUCCUCCCUGGAGGUGCACUUUGACCUCCUGGACCUCACUGAGCUGACCGACAUGUCCGACCAGGAGCUGGCCGAGGUCUUCGCUGACUCCGACGAGGAGAAUCUGGCCGAGAACCUGGCCGGUGACUCCCCAGCAGGCCUGCACCCGCUGCCCCGGGCCGGCUGCCUGAGAUCCCCAUCUUGGGCGAGGACCAGGGCCGAGCAGAACCGCGAGAAGCAGCCCCUUGGCGACCCUGAGCGGCAGCCAGCGACUGUGGACACGUUCCUCACGGUGGAGAGGCCCCAGGAGGACUAGGCCAGCCGGCCCAGAGCCCAGGCGGGGGAGUGCGAGGCCGUGACUCUGUGGACACUCUGCCCACUCCCUGUGGCUCUGGGUCGGGGCCUCAGGCAUCUCACACAAGCACAGCCCAGUGGCCUUACGUCCAGUUCCUUCCUGGUCCCUGGAUCAGGGUUGACAAUGCCCAGGGAUGAGACGGGAGUGGCCUGGGCCUUCUGGAAACUUCUGUCUGCAGGACUGGUGCUCAUCUGUCACAAGAUUCCCAUGUGGAUACCGGGUGACAGGGGACCUGAGCAAUGACAAGCGCUCUGCAAACCCCCUGGGGUCCAGCCAAGUAAAUGGUGGAGUCGGUCCUGAAAAUUGCCACCUGGAUGUCCAUUCUGUCCCCUCCUACCACCCAGCACUGACCCAGGCCCUGAGACCCUGCCUGUCCUGGUCCCUGCAAGACAUCUGGGCCAACCCUCCUUAGCUCGGAGUUCCAACACUGCAUGCCAGUCUCCAACCCACGGGGUCACCUCCUGCCCAUCCCCGCCUGCAUCACCAGCUGGCAUCCUGGCCCGAGGCAGUUGGGGAUGUAGGGGCGACCUAGGCACAGCCCCGGCCCCCAAUUCUGGGGCACCAGGCUCAGCUGCUCUGAAUGCUGCUUUCUAUGUGCUAAGAAACAGAAUGGGCUUCCAGCCUGCCCGAGGCCUGAGACUGGGUUCACAAUAAACGCGUGAGCCUGC